Molecule: messenger RNA, 1675 nt
Organism: Fragaria vesca subsp. vesca
Lineage: Eukaryota; Viridiplantae; Streptophyta; Magnoliopsida; Rosales; Rosaceae
Product: cytochrome P450 734A1-like
Exons: 5
Coding region: 60-1595 (511 amino acids)
Molecular function (GO): iron ion binding; oxidoreductase activity, acting on paired donors, with incorporation or reduction of molecular oxygen; heme binding
Source: RefSeq, a predicted model, not a curated record
ACACAUAGAAAGGUUCACUGAUACAGCCUAGGCUAAGAGAAAACCAACAAGUAGCUAGAAUGGUCAGUUUUUGCCAGGUGAUCAUCGUUUCAAUCUUUGUGUGUGUGCUCCUUCUCUUAGCUUUCAUCAAAAUCUUUCACAAACUAUGGUGGACUCCGACUCGCAUACAGAAUCUGAUGGCUUUGCAAGGAAUCAGAGGCCCUUCUUACAGAUUUGUCCAUGGAAACACCAGAGAAAUCAACAACAUGAGAAAGGAAGCUAUGAGCACACCCAAGAGUUUAUCACACAACAUAUUUCCUGAAGUUCAUCCUCAUAUUCAUUCAUGGACCAAGAAUUAUGGCAAAACUUAUCUUCAGUGGCAUGGUGCUAAAGCACAGUUGGUGACCAUGGAACCUGAGCUGUGCAAAGAGAUACUCAAUGGAGCUUUUCCAAAAACGGAGACCAAACGUUUUGUAAAGAAGCUGUUAGGAGAUGGACUCACACGAUCCGAAGGUGAAAAAUGGGUAAAAAUGCGAAAACUGGCCAACCAUGCCUUCCAUGGAGAGAACUUAAAGACUAUGAUUCCAGCGAUGAUUACUAGUGCUGAGACGAUGCUUGAAAGGUGGACAAAUCAUAAUGGGAAAGAGAUUGAGGUGUUUGAAGAGUUUAGGUUGUUCACUUCAGAAGUGAUUUCUAGGACAGCAUUUGGAAGCAGCUAUAUAGAAGGAAAACAGAUUUUUGAGAUGUUGAUAAAGAUGGGAUUCUUAACAUUCAAAAAUGCUUUCAACCUCAGGUUUCCUGGCAUCAGCAAAAUCUAUAAAACCAGCGAUGAGAUUGAAUCAGACAAGCUUGAAAAAGGAAUACGGGACUCCAUAAUAGAGAUUGUUAAGAAAAGAGAAGACAAGGCAAUGAGUGGACAAGAAGACUACUUUGGGAGUGAUUUUCUUGGAUUACUGUUGAAGGCUCAUCAUGAUUCCAAUGAGAAGCAGAGGAUUUCGAUGGAUGAUUUAGUCGAUGAAUGCAAAGCGUUUUACUUUGCUGGACAAGAAACUAGUACUAGUUUGCUUGCUUGGACUGUCUUUCUUCUGGCCCUCCAUACUGAUUGGCAAGAAGAAGCAAGAAAUGAAGUCCUACAGUUAUUUGGCAAACAGACACCAAACCCUGAUGGCUUUUCCAAACUGAAAACAAUGAGUAUGAUCAUCAAUGAAUCUCUAAGGCUAUAUCCUCCUGUUCUUGCCAUGGAGAGGAGAGUUGAAAAGGAAGUUAGACUGGGAAACGUCAUCAUUCCUGCUAAUGUUGAACUGCAUGUCUCAAGUCUAGCACUUCACCAUGAGCCUCAAUUCUGGGGACAAGACGUGCAACUUUUCAAGCCAGAGAGAUUCUCAGAAGGGAUUGUUAAGGCUACUGGGAAUAAUAUAGUCGCAUUCUUACCAUUUGGAAUGGGGCCUCGAACUUGUGUAGGCUUCAACUUUGCCACCAUUGAAGUAAAGAUUGCUCUUUCAAUGAUUCUACAACGCUACUCGUUCACCCUUUCACCGGGUUAUGUUCACUCUCCCUUUCAUUUUCUUACACUUCGUCCACAGCAUGGAGUUCAAGUACUGCUACACUCCCUGUGAACUAUGAAUUGCUCGAAAAUCUUGCACUUGGCCUAUUGAGUACCUAGAAUUGCUUGUGCAUUUGGCGUAUCAUGUGAAUA